Molecule: messenger RNA, 1353 nt
Organism: Poecilia reticulata (guppy)
Lineage: Eukaryota; Metazoa; Chordata; Actinopteri; Cyprinodontiformes; Poeciliidae
Source: RefSeq, a predicted model, not a curated record
UGAGUAGUUAAGGCGCAGGGACAAAAAGAGAAAGAGAGAGAGAGAGGGGCAGGCAUCGUGAGGAGGGUCGGGAUUCAAAUUCUAAGUAACGAGCUGCAGCCAUUGUCAGUGGGGUAUAUAGCGCGGGGGAGAGAAGUCACGGUUCAAAAUAAAAAAGCGCAGAGAAUUUAGGGUGUCAUCAUGGCCGCUUUGAGCUGCAUGUGGAUUAUUUCUGUUAUUAUCUUACUCACAAGCGAUGCUGGAGCUUUAGGUCGCGCAGUGGACUCCUUCGGCUUUCUGCUACAGUCUCCGCGAGCCCGAGAUGGACCAUUUGGAGAGAUUUUACGCACGGACGGAGUGAGGCGGUGGAGGCGCGGGGUGGCCGCUGAGGCGCACGGGGAGCGCUGUGCCGAGCUGGGAGCCGCCUGGCUGGAAAACACGCGGCCGGCUCCCGAGCGCGGAAGCACCGUGCUGCAGCUGCGCGUGCGGCCCUUUUCCCCUGGACCAUCUCGAGGUUUGGUUUUUCCCGGGAAGUCGCUUUUCACCUUCAUCCGGCGCGUUUACCGCUGCUGUCAGGAGAGAGUGGGCUGCAGGAGUGUCAAGGGGAUUCAAGGCAGACUGAGAGGAGCUGCAGGUGUGGAGUUCGUCCUCACCAGGGAGAUCUUGGCGACGACGGUCUCCAGAGCUGAACUUCAUCUCCAACUCUCCAACCCGCUGGGUCUCGACAUCAGCCCAGUCAUCCCCUUCAUGGCGAAGAGGAAUUUACCGACGAGGUACAGCGUAGCGUCACGUGGUGAUGCAGUGGAGCUGCGAGUGGAGCUCCUGUUCCUCCUCCGGCUCCUGCAGGAGGCGGCCGGCAACGGAGGCCGAAGUCGUAGCUUGGUAAACGCGCAGCUGGGGAGACUGCUGUCCAGCGAGGACAAAAAGACGUCUUUAGGAAUUGUGCAGGACGCCGACGGAGAAGCGUGGCACGAUAGGAACCAUAGCAGAAGUUUGGCUUGGGACGUGGGCCUGGUUCUGGGCUGCAGCCGGGCCGGAUCGGGGGUCCCCUGUGAAAGUGGGGGUGUUCAUCUCUCAGACGCUCCUUUCAUGGCUCUGUUUUACACAUGAAGAUGGGACUUUUCAGUGUGGAGGCAUUUCAUCCAUCAGGAAAGCUAAAAACUUUAACAGUAUUAUGCACUUUGAUGUCAAGUUUUAUAAUUUAUAUUGGUUUUGCAUGCUAAAUAUAUAACUAUUUUAUGUAAAUAUUUUGUUCUAUAAGGUGAUAAAAGGUUCUGGAAAAAUGAUGUGUGGUCUUCUUGGUUACCAGAUGUGUUUCAGUCCACAUUGUUCAGCUUAUUCAAGAUAUCAGCUUCUGAUUAAAGUCUUGUGGGA